Molecule: messenger RNA, 1719 nt
Organism: Scomber japonicus (chub mackerel)
Lineage: Eukaryota; Metazoa; Chordata; Actinopteri; Scombriformes; Scombridae
Gene: snx8a
Product: sorting nexin 8a
Exons: 14
Coding region: 120-1670 (516 amino acids)
Biological process (GO): retrograde transport, endosome to Golgi
Molecular function (GO): phosphatidylinositol binding
Source: RefSeq, a predicted model, not a curated record
UCUUCACAACGAGAACACUUCACUUUAGAUCACUGUAGCGGGCUUUAUGACACUCUCUCAAUCUGCCACUACAUGAAAUCACAUGGAGGUGCUCUUGUGCUCACAUGACAGUCUGAACCAUGGCAGGAGAGAUCAAUGAAGGCUCAGUUCCUGCAUAUUACAGAGAAGUAUAUGAGGCCAUCGGCUGUAGGACAGAUGAGAGAGUGCAGGUUGAAGUUUUUCAGAGGUUACUCCAAAGGACCGAUCUCUCCAAGGCGGUACUAGGCCAGAUUGCUGAGCAUGUUGAGUCCACAGAUGGAUUCCUGAGCAAGUUGUCCCUCUAUAAAGCGCUCGCUUUGAUUGCUCUUGCUCAGCAAGGAAAGCAACCAAGCCCCAAACUCUUGGAGAACUGCAUACAAGAGUUACCCAAACCUCAGCUCGGGGAGCCGAGAGACUUAAACGCAUUGAGGAUGCAGCCGGCUCAGGAUGAUGUGCUGACGAUGUCCCAGACGCUGGACAAACUGCUGGCUAGAGACACAGUCCAGGUGGAGCUCAUACCAGAGAAGAAGGGCCUGUUCCUCAAACAUGUGGAGUACCAAGUCACCAGCCAGCGUUAUAAAAUAUCAGUUUAUCGACGCUAUAGUGACUUUGAUGUCUUCCACGAGGUUUUGCUUCAGAGAUAUGCCUACAGAGUUGUGCCAGCGUUGCCACCCAAGAGGAUGUUAAAGGGAGUCCUGACCUCCAUCUCUGAGCGGGAGUUCAUUGAGGGGAGGAGGCGUGCUCUCUGCAGAUUCAUUAACUUGGUGGCACGGCACCCCUUCUUUUCAGAGGAUGAGCUGGUCAAGACUUUCCUCACCUUCAGUGGCUCUGAUGUUCAGACCAAGCUGCGUGACGCUUACAAGAAAACCGGCGAUGAGUUCAUGACCAACAGAGUCGCAACCCUGGCAAAGGAAUAUCUCCCCGCUGACAUUCAAGCUCAGUUCUCCACGAGCAGAGAUCUGAUCAGAAAUAUUCACAACAGCUUCCACAAGCUGCGGGACAGAGCUGAGAAAAUAGCAGAGCGCUCUAAGGAGAAUGCAACUGAUCUCCUCAUGUUUGGCAGAGAGCUCAGUACGCUGGGCUCAGAUACUUCAACUCUUCCUUCCUUGGCCUCUACACAAAGCACCUGGGGGGCUCUACGCCAGUCUCUAAAGAGUCUGUCUGUGGAGUUUUCUGUGCUAUCUGACAAAGCUGCUCAGCAGGGUAGAAGGGAAGAGGAUGAUGUUGUGGAAAAACUGAAUCUUUUCCUGGAUUUGCUACAAUCAUACAGAGAUCUUUGUGAGCGCCAUGAGAAGGGCGUGCUCCACGAGCAUCAGAGAGCUCUGCACAAGUACGGCAUGAUGAAGAGGCAGAUGAUGAGCGCUACUGUGCAGCCCAAAGAGCAGGCAUCUGUGGAGCAGCUUGAAUCACGAAUUGUUCAGCAAGAAAAUGCCAUUCAGACCAUGGAGCUACGGAACUACUUCUCUCUCUUCUGCCUUCAUCAAGAGACGCAGCUUAUCUUCACCUACCUUCCAAUCACAUCCCACAUUCUGGGAGCCUUUGUUAACUCCCAGGUCCAAGGACACAGAGAGAUGGGAAAGGUGUGGAAUGAACUCCAGCCAAAGCUUGGAUGUCUCUUUGGUGGGAAUAACGGAUUGAACCCCUCCACCUAAGAACUGAAUACACACGAAGCACUGCCGCUGAUGAGGAUCACAAACUGGA